CACAUUUACAAUAAGUCAUCAUCCCCAACUCCACCGUCCUUUGAGGUAACAAUGAUCAGAGGCUACAAUGAGUUACAGCUGCUGAAGCUUUCUAAAGUAAAGACAAACGGUUGGGAGAAUGCCACAGUUUUCAUUGGAAAUCAGCCGGGAGGAUAUAAGCUGCGAUUUACCUUCAGGCCAGCAUUUUCAGUGCCCAGCGACGUUAUGUUGGAUGAUGUCAGAUUUGACUACUGUAGAGACGGAGAUUUCCCCACAGGAUCGGACCAACUCUCCUGUGAUUUUGAAGAAGACACCUGUUCAUGGAACCACGACUACAAUGCCAGCCUUUUGUGGAAAAGGACUAAACAAUCCUUCGGUGAAGUCCCAACAGCGGAGGGCUACUUCAUGAUCAUAAAUGCCAGAUCCAACCCCAUUUCAUCAACAGCCAGACUCAUCAGCUUCCCUCAACCUGCAGGUCAAGUCCUUUGUGUGAGCUUCUGGUACCACAUAUUUGGCAACAGCAUAGGUUCAUUGAAGUUUAAAGCAAAGCAUUCUGGGGAAACGGAGACGGUUGUAUGGAUGAGAAGUGGCACCCAGGGAAACAAAUGGAGAUUUGCAGAUCUCACCUUCAGAAGUGACAAACCAAUACAGUUCAUUAUAGAGGCUGUGGUGGGUGGCACGCAGGGCAGCAUCGCCAUUGACGACGUGACGGUGCACCGCAGUGAAACGGGCUCUUGCCCGGCCGAGAGAGAGUGCACCUUCCAGGGCUCCCUCUGCGGUCUGCUGCCCCGGCCGUCCGCCGACUUCAGCUGGAGCCGGAUCACGGGGGCGUCCCGGCCGGCCAACUCCUCCGGCCCGGCCGCCGAUCACACGCUGGGGACUGAGCAAGGUUACUACCUGAGUGCCCAGCUGUGGAGUCACCCUGCGGGGUCCAGGGGCGUAGUGAUGACUGAGAUGAUGGAGCCCACUGCCGCUAACGGGGAAUGCCUAAUGUUCUGGUACUACAUGGAGGGAGGUGAGGUGGGAGAACUCAGUGUUUCCCUUCAGACCUCCAGCAGGAACAGUGUGCAGCUCUGGAGCAGAAGUGGAGACCAGGGACGGCACUGGAGGCACGGGAGAGUGACUCUGCUGAGCCCCAGUGACCCGUAUCAGGUGGUCUUUGAGGCUGUGGUUGGAGAUGGACCCAGGAGAGAUAUCGCCAUCGAUGACCUCACUGUCCUGAAUGGCGCCUGUCCUCCGCCAGGAUUUUGUGACUUUGAAAUGGACUUCUGUGGUUGGGUGAACAAUCCUGCAGCAGAGUCCCACGUGGACUGGGACUGGCUCUCAGGGGACAGCGAGGGUCAAUUAAUUCCAAAUAAGGACCACACGACAAAUUCUGCUCUGGGCCACUUUGUCACCUUCUUAACUUCGUCUCCUGGGGAAGUCGCACAACUGAAGAGUGAGACCAUGGGGGCAGUGGACCGAGCUUGCCUGGAGAUCUGGCACCAAUCCGAUGGGUGGAUGGCAGCUGGUAAGCCCUCAGACAUUACACUAAGGGUGUUUGUGAAUGACACUACUGGACUGCGCCCUGUUUGGGCUACAAAUGGAUUAAUAAAUAUGUGGAUCCGGGACCGAGUGGACUACAAUGCAUCAGGACCUCACCAGAUAAUACUACAAGCCAAUUCUUCUACAUCUUUGGGUGGUGGCUUUUCUCUGGACGACAUCCACAUCAUCAGGGAGCGUUCUUGUGAUGACGUUGUCCCGACGACCACUCCAAACCCUCCCACCCCAACCCCCACUGCUCCUGCCUCCGACAUGGACUGCACCUUCGAACGCGGUCUAUGCAGUUGGGUUCAGGAGGUCACUGAUGAUUUGAACUGGACUCUCAGUAGUGGACUCAUGGUGGACCAGCCAUGGGACGGACCUCGUUAUGAUCACACUGUUGAAAACGAUCAAGGUUUUUUCUUGCUGUUGAACGGAUCUGGAUCGAAGGACGGGGAGACAGCAGCCGUCUCCGUUCCUGCCGUUGGUCUGACGUCAAACAUCUGUGUGGGUUUCUGGUUCUACAUGCUCGGGCCGUCGGUGUCCGCCUUGGACCUGCUGGUCGAGACGAGCUCCUCUGAACUGUUAGUGUGGACUCGUCGGGGGACUCAGGAUCCAGAGUGGAUCAACGCACAAGUCACCGUCAACAUGAGCAAUAUCACACGGGUGACGUUCACUGGCCGCAGGAACACCAACAGUCGAGGAUUCAUCGCUGUGGAUGACAUUGGAGUGAAGGAGGGGGCCUGCAGUGACGAGCAUGUCUGUGGGUUCGAUUCCGGCUGGUGUGGCUUCGAGAACGCUGUCAACCGCAAGGGUCGCUGGGGUCGAGAAAGAGGCUCCGAAUAUCAGGUGGAUCACACCUAUGAAACUGAAAAUGGUUUCUACAUGACUGUGAUGACAUCAGACUCCACACAGGUGGAAGUAGCUGAGCUGCGAACACCCAAUUUCCCCUCGGCUGCAGAGAUAUGUGUGCGCUUCUGGUACUGGAUACCUGAAGGGUCCUCUAACACCCUUGGCGUGCAUGUGCUGCUCGGCGGGGACGUGCGUGAAGUUUGGCAGCGAUCCGGAGCGACCACUUUGAACUGGGAGCUGGCAGAGGUCACUGUGUCCUCGCCUGGAAACUUCCAUGUCGUGUUUGAAGCGUUCCACGUGCCAGGUACCAACUCCACGGUGAAAUUGGAUGAUAUUUCCGUGAGGGAUGGGGCCUGCAGGCCUCCAGGCAGCUGUGACUUUGAGUCGGGACAGUGUGCUUGGGUCAACAUCCCCACAGAAGAUGGACAUUCCUGGGUGCUGGCUAGCGGAGGCUUCCAGGGUCCACUGACGGACCACACCACUCAGACCCCAGAGGGCUGGUUCUUGUUGAGCCCAUCAGUGCACCAGAGCCACAGCAGCAAAGCGCAGGUGUUGUCCGAAUGGAUCCACCUGAGAGACGUCACCUCCUGUAUUACCUUGUGGUACCAUAUGGACGGCAGGGACUCUGGGACGUUAAAGGUGCACAUGCGCUCACCGGAGGACCACCUGGUGUUGAACAGGACCAGCAGCGCCGGCGGCUGGACCAGGUUCUCCCACACCGCGGAGACGAUGAAACCCUUCCAGCUGCUGAUCGAAGCGGAGAGCAACAGCGCAGGAUUCAUCGCCAUAGAUGACGUCAGCGUGGCGCCGGGCCCUUGUCAAGUAAAUGAGACGGAUUUGGGGUUUGUGGGUUGCUCGUUUGAAAACGGAACCUGCGGCUGGGACGACCUCAGUUCGGGCCAGUGUCGGUGGACGAGAGGCAGAAAUGCCACUGGGAACAAUGGACCCUCUGUGGACAACACAUUGAGCACUGAACUGGGGUGGUAUUUGGCUGUGGCGCCUAACCGAGGAGAUAAUGUGAGUCCUGCCACUGUGCACAGUCCCACCAUGAAACAGGCCAGCGCCACCUGCACACUGCACUUCUACUACAACAUGAAUGGAGAGGACGAAGAGACGCUGGAUGUGUUUCUCCACGAGGGCUCCAGGACCACUGCACUGUGGUGGCUAUCUGGUAACCACGGAGAUUUGUGGCAUCACGCUGAGGUAACGGUCGGUCGAAUUCCCCAGGACUUCAGAGUCCUGUUUGAGGCCCGCAGGUCCUUCGACGGGCCUGGACACGUUUCCAUCGACGACAUCCAUUUCACCAACUGCAGCCUGCCUGGGCCCGAACCCUUGUGUCCGGAGAACAUGUUUGUGUGCAGCAACGGUGCGUGCGUGGACCACAACCGGGUGUGUGACUUCAGCGAUGACUGCGGGGACUGGUCUGAUGAGAGGAACUGUGAGCGACAUGGUGUGGCUGAGCGCUGCAGCUUUGAACAAGGCCUUUGUUUCUGGGAGGAAAGCGACGUGGACACAGCUGGAGUUGAGUGGACGCACCGCAGAGGACGGGAAGCGUGGCACGGGCCUCCCAGGGAUCACACCUACAACUCCGACGCAGGUCACUACGCCGUGCCGGGGAAUCUGAUUGAGAAGAGCCAAACAUCAGAGACUCUGUCCAAAACUUUACUACCCAGCCACAACUGCACGGUGAGAUUCUUCUACUUCAGCCUGGACGACGCCACGGCCACGCUGACGGCGCGGUCCAGAACGCUGCACUCGGGUGGUGGGGACGCUUUGUUGUGGCUCAGGGAAAACUCCCGGAGCUUCAGCUGGCAGAGGGCAGAGGUCACGUUCUCCUCCUCAGUCAACAGCAAGGUUGUGUUCAGGUACGAGCGCGGGGACGGCCUCCGGGGGAUGGUGGCGCUGGACGACGUCUCCUUCUCAAGGGAGUGCCGCUUCGACCCCGACAACGACAGGCUGCCGGGCGCGCCCCCCACCUCCGCCCCGCCGCCGCCCCUCCCCUGUCAGGAUGAGGAGUUUCUCUGUUGGCGGGCGGAUUACGGAGUGUGCAUCCCGGCGGCGCUGCGCUGCGAUUACCAUCCGGACUGCCCGCAGGGGGAGGACGAGGACGGUUGCGGUGGGUGCACGUUUGAGAAGGACCAGUGUAGUUGGACGAACACCAGUGAUGGACCCGGCCGGUGGCAGAGACAGAGAGCCAGCAAUGACACCGAGCCUCCCACUGAUCACACCACGCACACCGGCUACUACAUGAGAGUGAAUCUGAGUCAGGAGUCCACACAGACUGAGGCCCGACUGCAGAGUCCCCCACUCGCCCCUUCGUCCCUCUACUGCCAGAUUCUGUUUCACUUCCACGUAAGCGAAGCGAGUUCUGGGUCACUCAGAGUGCUUAUGCAGCAAGCUGACGGGAGUGAAGCAACCCUCUGGACACGCAGUCACAACACUGGCUCCGAUUGGACCCCGGAGCAUUUGCCCGUAGGGCGCCACCAGCAGCCGUAUCAGGUUCGGUUCAGCGCACGCAGCGCCGUUGCCGUGGACGACGUCUCUUUUGUCAACUGCGAAACAUCCUACCGGCCGCCGGCCCUGUCGGCCUGUGACUGCACCUUCGAAGACGGGCUGUGUGUUUGGGUCCAGGGGGCCGAAGAUGAGCUGGACUGGCUCAGCAAUUCCGGACCGACAGAAACGCCCAACACCGGGCCUGCAGGAGACCACACCACCGGCAAAGGUAAAUACAUUUACAUCAAAAGUUCCCGACCGAGCGUGAAGGGAAGUGUGGCCCAGCUGAAGUCCACGCUGCUGCCGCCUGCUGGGGAGCAAGGGUACUGCUUUACAUUUUGGUACCACAUGUUCGGAGCCACUGCGGGCUCCUUGAGGAUGCUUCUCCUAACGGCCGAACCCUGGAAGAAAACAUUGGUGUGGCAAAACUCAGGAAACCAAGGGGACGAGUGGCUGCGAGUGCAGAGCCAUGUGACCUUGCAGAAUGUCCACCAAGUGAUUCUGGAAGCUACUGUUGGGGGAGAAGCGGGAGACAUUGCAAUGGAUGAUAUCUCCCUCCUCAGUGGACCAUGUCCUCCCUCUGACGAGUGUGACUUUGAGGAGGGGAGCUGCGGCUGGCAGCAGGAGACCGCCGAUGACCUCGACUGGGUCAGGUGGUCGGGCGCCACCCACAACCCCAACACGGGGCCGGAGAGCGACCACACCACCAACACCCCCGCGGGCCACUACUACUACCUGCCCUCCUCCGCUGAGGACGGCGCGGGACAGACGGCCAGAAUGUCGUCUCCGCUGUACCCGCCGGGCAAAGGAGCUUGUUUGCAGCUUUGGUACCACAUGUACGGCAAAGGAACGGGGCUGCUGAACGUCUACCAGCAGAGUGAAGGAGGGAAGCCCGCUCUGAUCUUCUCUCAGACAGGAGACCAGGGUCGGCUGUGGAGGUCCGCUCAGGCGUCGCUUCUGCCCCGGGUUGGGCCUUACAGGAUCCUGGUUGAAGGCGUGAAGGCCGGCCCGACCCAGGAGGGGGACAUGGCUUUCGACGACGUGCAGCUCACAGACGCUCAAUGCCCCCCCCCGGGGCGCUGUGACUUUGAGAGCAACUGGUGCAGCUGGAGCAACCUGGGGGCCGGGGUGGACCAGGGGGACUGGCUGCGUGGUCGGGGAGCCUCCCCGAACCCCAACACGGGGGCCAGUGUCGACCACACCACCAACUCCACACGCGGGUUCUAUCUGUAUGUGGACAGCUCCGUGGGCGAGUGGGGGGACUUGACCUUCCUGGUCAGCGAGGUGUUCCAGCCGUCCGCCAGAGGUCACUGUCUGACCUUCUGGUACCACAUGUACGGCAGCCACGUCGGGACUCUCAGGGUUUACAUGAACGACAGAAAAACCCACGCUGGUGACAACGAAGAAGGGAUCCUAAAGUGGAUUGAGACGGGAAACAAAGGGGACAAGUGGCAGGAAGCCAGUGUGACUGUUAAACACAGAGAAGCAUUCUGGUUUGUGUUUGUUUAUCAGCGGGGGAUCAAUACAGGUGGGGAUGUUUCUCUUGACGACAUCACUGUCCUCCCAGGAGGCUGCUACUCCGAGCCCCCCAUCGGCCCACCUGACGACAGUAACGACACGUUGUCCGUGGGUCUGGCUGUUGGUCUGACUCUGCUGGCUGGACUCAUCAUCUCCAUCUUCCUCUUCAUGCUGAACAGGAAGUUCAGUAAAAUGGAACAGACGACAAUUAUAACCAACGACGCGGGUGAAGACAACUCUGCGUUUGACCUCGUUGACGGCGGGACAGAUGUACCUCAACGUGGAGCAGAAUCACACUUCUCCUUCUUCAACCGUCUGUAUAAUCCUUCUCCACCCGUGACUGACACCGCGGUAGCUUCAACUGAUGCCUAGUGAAGAUUAAUAACUCUGAUUAAAAACAAAUAAUACAUUUAACAAUUUGUGAAUUUAUCCUGUGCUCUCGGCGAUAUUUGAUGCCAAUUGUAAAUGUUGUUUAGAAUAUUAAAUAUUGAUUUUACUGGGGAAUUUUGCUGGGACAAGAUUGGAUCACAGGAUGAGAAAGUAUUAGUGACUCAUUAGUUUGAAUAAUAACAACUGGAUUACAUGAGCAGAUGUAUUACUUACCUACCUUGAGUAUUUGCAAAUGCUGAAAAUGUUAACUCAUUUUUAGAUAGAAUUAUACAUACACCUGGUGUAGCUUGUUUAUGUUUUUGUUUAGUAUGCAUAAAUGACAACGAUGUUGGUCUUUCUGUUUGGCUUUCUGAUACGAAACAAUUUAUUAAUAAAUGUUUGAUAAUGUUCUUUUUAUUUACCGCAUUAUUUAAUUUGCAAUAAUGAAAAUGUACAGAUGAAGCUUCCUGUCCUUUAUCCUUUUUUUUCAUCGUUGGAUUGUUCUUUUUCCUUUUAUUUACAUUUCUCUCGUUCACAGAAAUAUUUGGGAUAAACAAAAUACACAUCUCUAUUAAAAGGGAACUGGCAAGUUAU
Messenger RNA from Pungitius pungitius (ninespine stickleback), 7326 nucleotides. RefSeq names its product MAM and LDL-receptor class A domain-containing protein 2. NCBI's taxonomy places the organism in Eukaryota, Metazoa, Chordata, Actinopteri, Perciformes, Gasterosteidae. Gene Ontology annotation, molecular function: protein binding. The coding region runs from base 52 to 6735 and encodes 2227 amino acids. The record is from RefSeq and is a predicted model, not a curated record. The transcript is spliced from 47 exons. Gene Ontology annotation, cellular component: membrane.